Molecule: messenger RNA, 2579 nt
Organism: Prunus mume (Japanese apricot)
Lineage: Eukaryota; Viridiplantae; Streptophyta; Magnoliopsida; Rosales; Rosaceae
Product: glutamine--tRNA ligase
Biological process (GO): translation; glutaminyl-tRNA aminoacylation
Cellular component (GO): cytoplasm; cytosol
Molecular function (GO): ATP binding; glutamine-tRNA ligase activity
Source: RefSeq, a predicted model, not a curated record
AUGCCAGGCAAGGACGAUGGCGGCUCCGAUAAGGAGAAGAACCUGGAGCUCUUUUUGAAUGUCGGGUUGGAUGAGCGAACGGCCAAAAACACCAUCGCCAACAACAAAGUCACCGCUAAUCUCACUGCUGUCAUUCACGAGGCCGCAGUUACUGAUGGAUGCAGUCGAACUGUUGGUAAUCUCCUGUAUACGGUUGCCACGAAGCACCCAGCAAAUGCCCUUGUGCAUCGCCCAACGUUGGUGCAAUACAUUGUAUCAUCGAAGAUCAAAACUCCAGCCCAGUUAGAAGCGGCGUUUUCAUUUUUUGCAACUACAGGGCCAGAGAAUUUCAAACUAAGCGAAUUUGAGGAAGCAUGUGGUGUUGGUGUUGAAGUUUCAGAAGAAGAAAUAAAACAAACUGUUAAUGAGGUUUUUGAAGAGAAUAAGACAGCAAUUUUGGAGCAGCGCUACAGAACAAAUGUCGGUGAUUUAUUUGCACAUGUUAGGAAGAGGCAUCCAUGGGCUGAUCCAAAAAUUGUCAAGCAAUUCAUUGAUGCAAAAUUGCGUGAGUUACUUGGUGAAAGGACUGCAGCAGAUGAUGAAAAGGUUCCUAAAAAAAAGAAAGAGAAGCCUGCUAAAGUAGAGGAAAAAUCCAUUGCUGUUUCUACUCCUGAACAGCCAUCUGAAGAAGUUCUUAAUCCAUUUUCGAUAUUCCCUCAACCGGAGGAAAAUACUAAGGUGCAUACUUCAGUUUUCUUUAGUGAUGGAUCUAUUCUGAGAUGUUGUAACACAAAGGGACUGCUUGAGAAACACUUAAGUGUGACCGAAGGGAAAGUUUUGACCCGUUUUCCUCCUGAACCAAAUGGAUAUCUGCAUAUAGGUCAUGCCAAGGCAAUGUUUAUUGACUUUGGCCUGGCAAAAGAGAGAGGUGGAGGCUGCUACCUACGGUUUGAUGAUACAAACCCGGAAGCUGAAAAGAAAGAAUAUAUUGAUCAUAUUCAGGAAAUUGUAAAGUGGAUGGGUUGGAAGCCCUACAAGAUCACUUACACUAGUGAUUACUUUCAAGAUCUGUAUGAUUUAGCAGUGGAGCUCAUACGAAGGGGUCACGCUUAUGUUGAUCAUCAGACACCUGACGAUAUAAAGGAGCACAGGGAGAAAAAAUUGAACAGCCCUUGGAGGGACAGGCCAAUUGCAGAAUCAUUGAAACUUUUUGAGGAUAUGAGACGAGGCCUGAUUGAAGAAGGCAAAGCAACCCUUAGAAUGAAGCAAGACAUGCAGAGCGAUAAUUUUAAUAUGUAUGACCUUAUUGCAUAUCGUAUCAAGUUUACUCCUCAUCCGCAUGCUGGAGACAAGUGGUGUAUCUAUCCAAGUUAUGAUUAUGCUCACUGCAUUGUGGAUUCUCUUGAGAAUAUCACACAUUCGCUGUGCACACUUGAAUUUGAAACACGCCGUGCUUCAUACUACUGGUUGUUGCACGCACUCGGAAUUUAUCAACCAUAUGUAUGGGAAUACUCACGACUGAAUAUCAGUAACACCGUUAUGUCAAAGCGUAAGUUAAAUCGACUGGUGACAGAGAAGUGGGUUGAUGGUUGGGAUGACCCACGUCUUAUGACACUGGCUGGUUUACAACGCAGGGGUGUAACAUCUACUGCAAUAAAUGCUUUUGUUAGAGGAAUUGGAAUCACUAGAAGUGAUUGUAGUAUGAUACAUUUAAGUCGCCUCGAGUAUCACAUAAGAGAGGAACUAAAUAAAACUGCUCCUCGCUCAAUAGCUGUGCUACAUCCCCUCAAGGUGGUUAUUUCUAACCUGGAAGCUAAAACUACAAUGGAUCUAGAAGCAAGGAAAUGGCCUGAUGCUCAGACAGAUGAUGCAUCUGCUUUCUACAAGGUCCCCUUUUCCAAUACUGUUUAUAUUGAGCGGUCUGAUUUUCGGCUUAAAGAUUCAAAAGAUUACUUUGGGCUUGCUCCAGGAAAAUCAGUCCUACUUAGGUAUGCGUUCCCUAUUAAGUGCACAGAUGUCAUAUUAGCUGAUGAUAAGGAAACUGUUCUUGAGAUACGGGCUGAGUAUGAUCCUACAAAGAAGACAAAGCCAAAGGGGGUGCUUCAUUGGGUUGCUGAACCUUCCCCAGGAGUUGAUCCACUCAAAGUGGAAGUCAGAUUGUUUGACAGACUGUUCCUUUCAGAGAAUCCUGCUGAGCUCGAUGAUUGGCUUGCUGAUCUGAACCCACAAUCCAAAGUGGUAAUACCCGAUGCAUAUGCUGUGCCCUCACUUCGGAGUGCUGUUGUUGGGGACACAUUUCAGUUUGAAAGGCUUGGCUAUUUUUCAGUCGAUAAAGAUUCGACUCCUGAAAAACUUGUGUUUAAUCGUACUGUGACACUGCGAGAUAGCUAUCGUAAGGGUGGGAAGUAGGGGGGUUAGUCGUGGAAAUCAGAGUAGAGAGGAAUGUGGGAAGUGGUUUUUGGCAGCAAUAAGUAACGUGUUUUGAAUAUUUGUGGUAUACAGUUGACACCGUUUUGAACCAACCAAUUAUAUUUUGUGUAUAUUGAACCAAUUAUACGACAAAUUCAUGUAUACAGUCAGUCGAGAUGGUUUUCAUGGAA